AAUAAACCUUCCUUCUAACUCCAGUGAAUUACGUCCCCUUUAGCUUCUCUUCGCCUAGCAAGCUAAAAUCUCUCAUCCCACAGGAGUCAGGAGUCGAAGUAGACAGAAUAGUGAGACCAGUUGUCAGAGUCAGCGUCUUUUGGAAGCUUUCUUGGGCUGCAUUUGAAGGUUGUUGGAUCUCAAUGGCAGCUGUUCCUGCUGAAGGCCAAGUUCCUUGGUCCAAUAACAAGGAUGACUAUGAACUCCUGGCUGUUAUAGGUGCUGGUGCCACUGCUGCAGUCCAAGCUGCCAUUUGCAAACCCCGCAAUGAGAAAUGUGCCAUCAAGCGGAUCAACCUGGAGAAAUGCAAUACGACUGUGGAGGAACUACUGAAAGAGAUCCGGGCCAUGAGUCAGUGCAAACAUGAGAAUGUUGUCUGUUACCACACGUCAUUUGUUGUGAAGGAAGAGCUCUGGGUCGUGAUGAAACUGUGUGGAGGUGGUUCUAUGUUGGAUAUCAUCAAGAUGAGGUUGCGUAUGGGAAAUGGGAAAAAUGGCGUCCUGGAUGAGGCUUGCAUUGCUACUGUGUUAAAGGAGGUCUUGAAAGGGCUCGAGUACUUCCAUGCGAGUGGACAGAUUCACCGAGACAUCAAGGCUGGCAAUAUCCUCAUUGGGGAAGAUGGAUCCGUGUUUGUUGCUGAUUUUGGUGUGAGUGCGUGGCUUGCCACUGGGAAAGACCUCACCCGAGACUCUGUUCGCCACACGUUUGUCGGGACACCGUGCUGGAUGGCCCCGGAGGUCAUGGAACAGGUGACUGGUUAUGACUUCAAGGCUGACAUUUGGAGCUUUGGCAUCACAGCUAUUGAAUUGGCGACCGGAACUGCACCGUAUCAUAAGUUCCCACCAAUGAAGGUGCUGAUGCUGACGUUACAAAACGAGCCGCCCACUCUGGACACGAAUGCAGAGGACAAGGAUCAGUACAAGGCUUACAGCAGGAUAUUCCGCAGGAUGAUCAGCGAAUGUCUGAAAAAGGAUCCAGAAAAGAGACCAACAUCUAAACAGCUUUUGAAACACGAAUUCUUUAGGAAAGCUAAGGACAAGGCUUACCUCCAAAAGGUUCUUUUGUCAGAUGGACCUACUGUGAGAGGGCAGAAGGUGAAACGUGUCCCGGGGUCUAGCGGGCGACUCCACAAAACGGAAGACGGAGGAUGGGAGUGGUCGGAUGAUGAGUUCGACGUCACCUCUGAGGAAGGAAAGUUGGUGAUGGAAGCCGAAAGGUCUCCAAGGGUCAAAUUGUCUCCUGAUCAAGUCCCGGAGCUGCCUCUACCUGUCCCGUCCGCCUCCACUGCCCCCCCUGUGGCUGAACCGGAAGAAAAGGUUCCCUCGGGGGAAACGGCUGCACCGAGUGACCCUGCUGUGCCAGCCCCGGUGGUGGAUGAGAAGUCCAAGAACAUGGUGUUGCGUCUCAGAAAUGACAAGCGAGAACUCAAUGACAUUCGGUUUGACUUCAAGCCAGGACAAGAUACAUCUGACAGUGUAUCCAGAGAACUGGUGGAGGCAGGCUUGGUGGACGGGAGAGACAUGAUUGUGGUUGCUGCCAAUCUACAAAAGAUGGUGGACAAGGCAGAUUUGAACAGCUUAACAUUUGCUCUGAAUUCCGGCUGUGGUCCCAACGAAGCCCCUGAUGACAAAGCUUUAAUAGGCUUUGCUCAACUCACUAUCAGUGAUUCCUAGUUGAAAACCCUUGUGGUAGUGAUACUGUUCUUUAUGAAAUAACAUAAUAGAAUUUACAUAAACUUUAUAUUAUAUUUAUGUAUGUGUAUAUAUGUAUACAUUCUCAAAAGGUUGGCUUUAAAAAACAAUGCAAAAUCUAUGUUUUUUAAAUGGUCAGUGUUAUUGCUUUUCUAACUUGAAUGCAAUCUAAACUCGGUGUUUUUGUCAACUUGUUGAUGUAAUCAGAUGAGGCAGUAGUACUGGAAAAUUGACCAAGUUAUGAACUCCGUGACUGGGAAUGACAAGCUCAUCACACCACAACAUUAAGUCUUUACGCGCUGAACUUACAAACCAUGGUUGAACGCUGCCAUAUUUCAACAGUUUUAGAAACCAUACACACCCCAGUUUUGUAAAAUGAUACUGGCAUCCCCUAAAACCAAAUCACUUCAGAGUGUCAAAUAGCAAAAUGAUGUGUAAUUGUAGAUUGAUUUUUCAGGAAUAAGAUAUGCAUGCAGAAAAAUGUUUAGAUAAAAAAGUGAUAUGAGGGCCAAAAAGUAGUGACCCGACAAAUGAUUCAAACUAAUCUUUCCCUCUGCAUCUGAUGAGUUUUUCUGAAUGUCGUCUGUUUUUGUUACAUAAUUUUCCUGUCAUCAAAGAAGCAUAGCACAACACGCACAGCAAAAUAAAAGAAAAUUCCAUUUGCAUUCCUGAUAUGCACAUAUGUGAUUUUUGAAAAUGUCUGAUUUUUUAACAUAUUUUUCAUGUGUUGUCAGUCUGACUGUGCUGACCUUUUGAGAAUGGUGUAUAUGUAUUAACAUAUAUAUAUAUGUGCAUAUGUGAGGCCUCGUGGUGAAAUCAGGUGCCCGUAAAAAUAA
Molecule: messenger RNA, 2566 nt
Organism: Aplysia californica (California sea hare)
Lineage: Eukaryota; Metazoa; Mollusca; Gastropoda; Aplysiida; Aplysiidae
Product: serine/threonine-protein kinase OSR1
Exons: 18
Coding region: 183-1712 (509 amino acids)
Biological process (GO): protein phosphorylation
Molecular function (GO): protein serine/threonine kinase activity; ATP binding
Source: RefSeq, a predicted model, not a curated record